Molecule: messenger RNA, 4843 nt
Organism: Arvicola amphibius (Eurasian water vole)
Lineage: Eukaryota; Metazoa; Chordata; Mammalia; Rodentia; Cricetidae
Gene: Rrm2b
Product: ribonucleotide reductase regulatory TP53 inducible subunit M2B
Exons: 9
Coding region: 218-1273 (351 amino acids)
Biological process (GO): deoxyribonucleotide biosynthetic process
Cellular component (GO): cytosol
Molecular function (GO): ribonucleoside-diphosphate reductase activity, thioredoxin disulfide as acceptor
Source: RefSeq, a predicted model, not a curated record
UCUCGGAGGAGAAGCGGCCGUGGGUAGAGCCGCCCGGAGUCCCCUCAAUGGGCCGGCUAGAACCUGGUAGCGGCGCGGCUGGGCGGGCCUGGAGCAGGAGGAGGGUCGUGCCGGGCGGAGCGACCGACCGCCGCUAGUGUCUGCUCUCCGCUCCGGCUCGGAGCUAACUCGCCGCGCUCAGGCCCUGGGCUUCCGUAGCUCUGGCGGAGUCGGCGCGAUGGGCGAGCCGGAAAGGCCGGCGGCGGCCAGGCCGGAGGAGGAUGAGCAGUUGUCUUCAGAUACAAACGAAAACACAGAGAGGUCAAAUGAAGAGCCUCUUCUGAGAAAGAGUUCCCGCCGGUUUGUUAUCUUUCCCAUCCAGUACCCUGAUAUUUGGAAGAUGUAUAAACAAGCACAGGCGUCUUUCUGGACCGCAGAAGAGGUUGACUUGUCAAAGGACCUCCCUCACUGGAACAAGCUUAAGUCGGAUGAAAAGUAUUUUAUCUCCCACAUCUUAGCCUUUUUUGCAGCCAGUGAUGGAAUUGUCAAUGAAAACUUGGUGGAACGGUUCAGUCAAGAGGUGCAGGUUCCAGAGGCUCGCUGUUUCUAUGGCUUUCAAAUUCUCAUUGAGAACGUCCACUCAGAGAUGUACAGUUUACUAAUAGACACUUACAUCCGGGAUCCAAAGAAAAGGGAAUUUUUGUUUAAUGCAAUUGAGACAAUGCCGUAUGUCAAGAAGAAGGCAGACUGGGCUCUGCGCUGGAUAGCCGACAGAAAGUCGACGUUCGGGGAAAGAGUGGUGGCCUUUGCUGCCGUGGAAGGCGUUUUCUUCUCUGGGUCAUUUGCUGCUAUCUUCUGGCUGAAGAAGAGAGGCCUCAUGCCUGGACUCACUUUCUCAAACGAACUGAUCAGCAGGGAUGAAGGGCUUCACUGUGACUUUGCUUGCCUGAUGUUUCAGUACUUGGUAAAUAAGCCUUCAGAAGAAAGGGUCAGGGAGAUCAUUGUCGAUGCCGUUAAAAUUGAGCAGGAGUUUCUGACAGAAGCCUUGCCUGUCGGCCUCAUUGGAAUGAACUGUGUUCUGAUGAAACAGUAUAUUGAGUUUGUAGCUGACAGAUUACUUGUGGAACUUGGCUUCUCUAAGGUUUUCCAGGCAGAAAAUCCCUUUGAUUUUAUGGAAAACAUUUCGUUGGAAGGGAAAACGAAUUUCUUUGAGAAGCGAGUUUCUGAGUACCAGCGGUUCGCAGUCAUGGCGGAAACCACAGACAAUGUCUUCACCUUGGAUGCAGACUUUUAAAUCUCUCCCCAUUUAAAAAUACCACAGAAGCCAGAUAUGGUGGCACAUGCCUUUAAUCCCAGCACUCCAGGGAGGCCAAGGCAGGUGGAGUUUGGGGACUGUCAGAGCCACGUAUAGAGAUCUGUCUCAAAACCCAAAUAACAGCAGCAAGAGCAAACUAACAAACAAAACCUUGUUGGUAAAAUAGCAAUUUAUUUUUCUGUCCUUUUGAAACGUUGAGUAUUUCCUUCAAGGAAAUGAGAGUUUGAAUAGAAGGAAAUCAAGAACUAAAUUAUAAACAGUUGAUUUAUCAAAAUGCACUUCAGUUUAUACAGUGAGAGGGCGUGACUUUUUCUUUAUUCGUUAACACAUAAGAUGUCAUUAAGAGCAUGGAUUGAGGAGUCAUAUAUGAGUUUGACAUCCUGCCCUUACUCCUUUGUGUGACCUUGGCAGGUCAGUCAGUCACUGUAAACUUCAGGGCAAUGAUCUGUAAACCUCCAAGUUCAUGGAGGUCACAGAAGAACAGAUACACAAAGAUAAGUUUCCCUCCACUACCUGGACGACCAGUUAACACCAACGAUACGACUGGUCACAGUAACACUCUCCAAAGUGACUGUGAUUCUAGGUUAGAUGGAGAUUUAGUCCAUUAGGGUCCAUUUAGAGUCCAUUGCAGGAAGAAUAUAAGAAUAUGAAACCUUAGAGAGGUCAUGAUUCUCAUCAGCCCCUUUGCCUGUCCCAAUCUGCAGUAAAGAAUGUAGCUCAUAACUGCUUAGGGCGGUAGAGGCCUGUGGAGCAGAAUCCAGAUGUUGCCAUGGUUGUGGGCCUUAGAAGAAAAGCAGUUCUCCUUCAGGAAUUAAAAAACCAACUUUUGCCAGGUGCAGCCCUGGAAUGUUUAGAACCAGGAUAGAUGGGUACUUCCCAAAGUCAUAUUCUCAGAGCUGGUAGACCUUGCGAUGUUUUGUGAUAGACUUCAUCUGUAUGUCUUUAUACUUUAAAUCUCUCCACAGUGUUAUGAAGGGAUGCUCUUUAGUGGGACUGUGUAUGGUGGAGAGCUAGAUGAUAAGGGAGAGGAACAGGCCAGGAGCCAGGCCGCCUGGGCAGUGUGCCCUCUUCAUUUUCAGGAAGCACCAAGAGGAAGCCUGAGCCCCAUCAAACCCUGGUUCCUACUCGGUGAAGUGCCUGCUGCCCAAACAUGAGGGCCUGAGUCCAGAUCCCCGGGAACUCCAUAGAAACCAUAGCAGCACAUGCUCACAUGCCACACACUUAUACGUGCACAUACACAGAGUGCACACACGUGCACACACUUGCACACACACACACAGAGUGCAUACACGUGCACGCACAGAGAGUGCACACAGUGCACAUACACAGUGCACACGUGCACACACAUGCACACAUGCAGAGUGCACACAGUGCACACACACCUGCACACACAGUGCACACGUGCACACAGUGCACACAGAGUGCACGCACAUGGAGUACAAACAAAGUUCUGGAAACCGAAAUUCAGAGAUUUCUCUCUAUGUAAGUUUUGCUCCAUGUGUUCUAUAACUACUGAUUGAUCAAACUAGGAAUUCUAAAUGAAUGCAAGAGAGGCCGCAUAGUUCCACUGUUAGAGGGACUAUCAGAAAUGAAGUGUUUGGGUUACAGUCAGAUUGAUUUUCUUGCUGUGUGCUUCCCACUGGUCAUGUGGUCACCCGAUACCCUUCUAAGCCUUCCAGCACCUGUUACUAAAACAUGGAGAUAGGGGUGAGGGUCAGAGAGCUGAAAAACAGCCACGAUUCCAGCCACUGUCCUUUUACUGUGAGAUUCUGGGGCUGUCAUAUCCUUUAAAUUUCAUUCAUUGUGAUUUGUUUUGCCCGUUCCUUUGUUAAAGUAAACUACCAUGCAUUACUGUUUACGGCACUGUAGAAUAUCAGAGUACCAAAGAGCUUGGAGUGUUCAGGUAGCGUGUUUCAAGAUACUUCGCUACUGCCAUACAAAACCAUCUAAAGCAGUUAUCAUCUCAGACUGAAAGACGACAGUUCAACUGGGUAUGGCCCCGAAGUUUAAGUCCAGAUCUUCCGUGUGAGUCAUGCCGGUGCCUUCGUGUGAUGCCUGUUUACAGCAGCAAUAAGCAAAGCUGUGUUUAGAAGAAGUCUUAAUAUCAAAAAACUGAAUUUUAAUACACGGCAAUGUUGCUCCAUUCAGUAUUCUGCACCAGUUCCCCCAAGAUGCACAUGUAUUUAUUAUGCCUGUUUUGGUUCCUAGACAUGGAAGAAUCAUAAAGUUACAGGAUAUCUUUUCAGUGUCUCGUGGGUAAAGAAAGUUUAAGUUCAUGGCUUUUCUCUUUUUUCCAGCACACGUGUUUCAAAGAAAUUCAGUUUAUCAUAGAAUCAUAAUCAACUUCAUCAUAACAAUAGUUCCACUGCACAAUUCAGCACGCAUGGUGUGGAGCAGCUUUGGGUGCAUUUAUUCCAGCGCUUUCUGCAGGACUGAAUUUCAGUAAUAAACAGUUACUUUGUGAUGUAAUCCACUCCCAGCCAUGCUGUUAUUUGAAGAAGUUACGGUGUUUCAUUUUAAAAUAUCCAGAUUCUGCCGGGCGGUGGUGGCGCAUGCCUUUAAUCCCAGCACUCGGGAGGCGGAUCUCUGUGAGUUCGAGACCAGCCUGGUCUACAAGAGCUAGCUCCAGGACAGGCUCUAAAGCUGCAGAGAAACCCUUUCUCAAUAAACCAAAAAAAAAAAAAAUCCAGAUUCUACUUCUGUCACCAUUUUAUUAUAUUUUGUUUUUCUUCUUUUAGUUGGAGUUCAUCACGCAGUCUGGCCUGGAUUACACUCUUGAGCCUCCUGCUCCAGCUUCCCAAAUAGGCAUUAUAGGUGUGCGCCACCAUGCCCAGAUACAACUUUAUUUUUUGUGCAUAAAGAAGAUGUGCAUGUUAAAAAUAAUUUAAUAUUCAGAUUAUGUAUUUUAUAUUUAAAUAUAUUUAUGUCAUUCUCAUAGACUCUCCAGAUUUACUUUUUACAACUAAGCUAAGAGCUCAAUGUCAUGUCAGUGGUGGGCUGCACUAAAGCCAAAUUAGCUCUAAGAUCAAGUGUCAUGUCUUGAACUAAUUGAGAGAGUUGGAAGUCACCUCAGGCAGAACCUGGGGUGCAGAACUCAGAAGUGAGAUUGUAAUUCUCAUCCCUUCCUUAAACAAUCUGCUCCUUUGUAAACUGCCCUGGGUCUGCAGGAGAAUCUGGUAUUCCUGGGGGCCUAGUAGGAGAAGUCGCUCUUCAGAUUUGUGACUUAAUUAUGUGAAAGAAAACAUGUAAACCAGGAAGACCAGAGGAUGGCUCUUUUUUUUGGUAAAGAAAAGUAAGUUCACAAUAUUUUAAACAUGUAUUUAACUGUUUUACAACUUUGUUUUGACUUUUCUAAGUGAUCAUUUAACAAAAUCUCAGCAUCUGCCACGUGUGUAAGAAGCUUUAUGAGACAUGGUGUUCCUAAAUAUAUUUUGUUAAAAUACAUUAUGGUCAAUCAAACCGACCCUGCUUAUAGAGACUCAGGGCUUUUUUUCCACCAAAAAAAUUAUCAGUUUUGUAAAGUUUGUUGAAAUAAACUGUAUUAUAUCA